UCCAAAUGAGCUUGAUGUUAGGAGCUUUGAGAUAAACUGCCAAUCUUUCCGAGAUCAGAGGAAGCUCUGGUCUGAAGGUUUCUUUGAUGAUGCGGUGGUUCUUUUCGCUGCUUUUUCUGGGGCUGUUAGGCGCGGUGAGGGCGCUGAGCAUCGCUGGCUCGAGGCUGUUGGUGGUGCUGGAGGACGCUGCUGAGAGGGAGCAGUACAGUGUGUUUCUGGGGGAUUUGGAAGGCCGUGGAUUUCAUAUAACCACAGAAUCCCCCAAAUCCGAAUCACUCUCCCUCUUCAAACACGGCGAGCGGGCCUACGAUCAUGUCGUGCUCUUCCCGGGGAAAUCGAAGGGUCUGGGACCAGCUCUUACCGCCAGUCUCCUCCUUGAUUUUAUGAAGAAGGAAGGAAACAUUCUUUUGGCGCUCUCCAGUGAACGUAACAUCGCCACGUCUGUCCAAUCCCUGCUCCUUGAGCUCGACAUUCAUGUACCUUCCGACAAGGGCGCACUGGUUGUCGAUCAUUUCAACUACGAUUCUACAUCGGCCGCAGAUAAGCACGAUGUUCUUCUUCUGCCUUUUCCGGAUGCUGUUAGACCCGACGUAAAGAACUACUUUGCUGGCAAUGGGCUCAUCGCGGUUCCCCGCGCCGUUGGCCAGACUCUCGGAAACGAAUCUCCCCUCAUUGCGCCAAUCCUCCGCGCUCCGAGCACCGCAUACAGCUACAACCCCAAAGAUGAGGCAGAUAUCGUGGAGGAUCCUUUCGCGGUCGGGACUCAGUUGAACCUGGUCUCCGCCAUGCAAGCUCACAACUCUGCGCGUUUGACCGUUGUAGGAUCCGCUGAGAUGCUCCAGAACAAGUGGUUCUCCGAGAAAGCGACCCUCGCUGGCAAGGCUGUGAAGACGGCCAACCGUGACUUUGCCGAGAAGCUAUCCCGCUGGACAUUCAAGGAGUCCGGGGUGCUCAAGGUCGGCAAACUCGUGCACUAUCUGGAUGAGGGUGUGAGCAAGAAGAUCAACACCUCUGUCGCUAUUCCAGAGAAUAAUCCCAAGAUAUACAGAAUCAAAAGCGAUGUGUCCUUUGCUGUCGAGAUCUCGGAGUAUGACAAGGACCACUUCGUCCCCUUCGUCCCACCUCGAGGCGAUGCUGUACAACUGGAGUUCAGCAUGCUGUCGCCGUUCUAUCGCCUUAACCUCUCCCCCCUGUCGCAAACCGCGAACUCGACGAUAUUCGGCACCUCCUUCAAGACUCCUGAUCAGCACGGCAUAUUCAAUUUUCGCAUCAACUACCGCCGGCCAUUCCUUACCAACAUCGAUGAGAAGCGUCAGGUUACGGUGCGGCACUUCGCACACGAUGAGUGGCCGCGCAGCUGGCAGAUCAGCGGCGCUUGGGUCUGGAUAGCGGGUGUGUGGAUCACAGUCGCGGGAUGGGUUGCCUUUGUUGCGGUGUGGUUAUGGAGCGCACCGGCGGAGAAGAGCGCUAAGAAGACGCAGUGAUAUAUCAAUGGUUGAAGGAAACGGCGUCUCGAAUUUUGUCAUGUAUGCUUACGGAGUUGGGAUAUGGAUACCAUAGCGCAAAUUCAGUUCAUGUAGAAAUAAGGAUAAAAGUGUUCAGGUCCAUAUGGUCAGUCUAGGUUCACCAGGCCGGAUGAG
Messenger RNA from Westerdykella ornata, 1640 nucleotides. Its product is annotated as Dolichyl-diphosphooligosaccharide-protein glycosyltransferase 48kDa subunit. Bases 87 to 1484 code for a protein of 465 amino acids. The record is from RefSeq and is a predicted model, not a curated record. Gene Ontology annotation, cellular component: endoplasmic reticulum membrane; oligosaccharyltransferase complex. NCBI's taxonomy places the organism in Eukaryota, Fungi, Ascomycota, Dothideomycetes, Pleosporales, Sporormiaceae. The transcript has 3 exons.